CCAUCUCAUCUCAUGUCAUCUUGGUCAACGCCAUACCUUUCUCUUCCGUAAUCUUUUAAACCUUCUCAACUCUCAACUCUCAACUCUCAACUCUCAACUUACCUUCUCUCUUCUCUCUCUGUCUUACAACGCAACGCAAUUAAACCAUAUUCAUCAUCAUGGAUAACAAAACCACUGAACCAACCGAUUCUUCUACUCCUCUUCUCCCCACAAGUUACGCUGCCAAUGAUGCCGUUGACUUUCUCCAUAACGGACCUUCUUCCCCACCAACUACUCUUAUACUCACCACCCUCGUCGCUGUCUUUGGUUCUUACGUUUUUGGCUCUGCUAUUGGAUAUUCAUCACCUACUCAAUCUGGAAUCAUGCGUGACCUCGAUCUAGGAGUGGCCCAGUACUCAAUUUUUGGUUCCAUUUUGACGAUUGGAGCCAUGAUUGGUGCCGUUGCGAGUGGUAGAAUAGCAGAUUACGCAGGUCGUCGAGUUGCUAUGGGAUUCUCCCAGGUUUUCUGCAUCUUGGGAUGGUUUGCCAUAACAUUCUCAAAGGUAGCUAUGUGGCUUUAUGUUGGAAGGUUGUUGAUAGGAUGUGGGAUUGGCCUUCUAUCUUAUGUGGUACCCAUUUAUGUAGCUGAAAUAACACCCAAGAAUCUUCGAGGGGCAUUCACUGCAGUUCAUCAGUUAAUGAUUUGUAUUGGGAUGUCAUUAACUUAUCUUAUUGGAGCAUAUGUAAAUUGGCGGAUCUUGGCUCUAAUUGGAACUAUUCCGUGUCUUGUGCAGCUUCUGAGUCUUCCCUUCAUUCCAGAUUCUCCUAGGUGGCUGGCUAAGGUCGGUCGCUUGAAAGAGAGCGAUUCUGUUUUACAGCGUCUCAGGGGGAAGGAUGCUGAUGUUUAUCAAGAGGCCACUGAAAUCAGAGAUUAUACAGCAGCCUUUCAGCGGCAAACAGAAGCUAGCAUCAUUGGCUUAUUUCAAAUGCAGUAUUUGAAGUCACUUAUUGUUGGAGUCGGCUUGAUGAUAUUGCAACAAUUUGGAGGGAUUAAUGGCAUUGUUUUUUAUGCCAACUCUAUAUUUAUCUCAGCUGGGUUUUCAGAAAGUAUUGGAACAAUAGCAAUGGUUGCCGUUAAGAUUCCAAUGACAACUUUAGGAGUGCUUUUAAUGGAUAAAUCCGGAAGACGGCCACUUUUGCUGGUGUCUGCAGUGGGAACAUGCUUAGGAUGCUUCCUGGCAGCCUUGUCAUUCGUUUUGCAGGACCUACAUAAAUGGAAGGGAGUUAGUCCCAUUAUGGCGCUAGUGGGUGUACUGGUAUACGUGGGAUCUUACUCGAUAGGCAUUGGAGCAAUUCCAUGGGUUAUAAUGUCUGAGAUAUUUCCCAUUAACGUGAAGGGCUCUGCUGGAAGUCUUGUGACUUUGGUUAGCUGGUUGUGUUCUUGGAUUGUGUCAUAUGCUUUUAACUUCCUCAUGAGUUGGAGUUCAGCAGGAACUUUCUUCAUGUUCUCUAGCAUAUGUGGCUUCACUGUGCUAUUCGUAGCAAAACUAGUACCAGAAACCAAGGGGCGUACACUAGAAGAAAUUCAAGCUUCUUUGAAUUCAUAUUCUUCAAAGAGAUGAAUUCAAUUCAUAAUAAACCCAGUAAGAAUCUUUCAAAAUGUCAGAUUGGCCAAGGUUCCGUGAAACAAGUUUGUUCAUUGAAAAAAAAAAAAAAAAAGGCUAUGCAUACGCUAGUCUAAAUGAAGAAAAUUACAUUCAGUAGGCAUCACAAUAAUUUUAGUGAUAGUCUUGUGAUGUACAAUUAGAAUUAAUUGUUUAUACUAUAGAUGCUUCGUAUGAAAAUUCUUUUAAUAUUUUUUGAGACUGUCAUAUGUAGAGAUGAAUUGAUGAAAAAUUGAUUUUAAACUCAAUAUCACAGCCAUGGGGUAUAUGUUUCACUCCGUAGUUGAAAUUGCAAGUUAA
Cajanus cajan (pigeon pea) is the source of this 1943-nucleotide messenger RNA. Its product is annotated as sugar transporter ERD6-like 5. Gene Ontology annotation, cellular component: membrane. Gene Ontology annotation, molecular function: sugar transmembrane transporter activity. The record is from RefSeq and is a predicted model, not a curated record. Gene Ontology annotation, biological process: carbohydrate transport; transmembrane transport. NCBI's taxonomy places the organism in Eukaryota, Viridiplantae, Streptophyta, Magnoliopsida, Fabales, Fabaceae.